UCGUGCCACUUAGGGGGCGAGCCCUCAUGGAGCGCCUGCACCAUGCAGGCGGUUGACAUCUCCCCCAUCGAAUGUGCAGAGCAGCAGAGGCAGCAGCACUGGAGAAGGGAGAGGGGUUUUUAUCAGCCUCUUUCAGACAGUGAAUUAUUGAAUGCUGGAUCUUUAGAGGGAAAGAAAAGAGGUCUCUUCCUUCUGUUGAGCGUGAGAGCUCUUUUCACUGUGAAAAUGCCUUGGUGCUCUGAAUUGGCAGGAAAUGAAGCCUGGUGUGAGGCCUCUUGACCCCAGGCCUGCAGGUAGAUGCAGCAGGGGAGAUCCUGCCGGUGGCUGCUGUUGACGCCGUUGGGGAGCGGUGACAGACCGGUUUCAGGAAGGAGCUGGAGGCCAUCCCCAUGUUCAUGAAGCGGUGCCCGGCGGAGAUCGACGCGGCGCGGCAGCCCGAGCUCGCCUGCCUGCAGUCGCUGAUCUUCGACGAGGAGCGGAGCCCGGCAGAGCUCGCCAGGCUGUACAAGGACGAGGGGAACGAGUACUUCCGCGAGAAGGACUACGGGAAGGCCGUGGUCUCCUACACGGAAGGGCUGAGGAAGAAGUGCGAGGACCCGGAGCUGGGCGCCGUGCUGCACGCCAACCGCGCAGCCGCGCAGGCCCGCCUGGGUAACUACCGUUCUGCUCUCAGUGAUGCAAUCCAGGCGAGAAAGCUGAAGCCCACCCAUCUCAAAGCGAUCAUAAGAGGAGCUCUCUGCCACUUGGAGCUGAAGAAUUUUUCUGAAGCGAUAGCAUGGUGCGAGGACGGCUUGCAAAUAGACCCAAAAGAGAAAAAGCUCAUGGAAGUGAGAGCUAAAGCAGACAAGUUGAAGCGAACUGAGGAGCGGGAUGCAAGGAAAGCGAAGGUGAUGGAGAGGAAGGAACAGUGUCAAAAGGAAAGUUUGCUUGCAGCAAUAAAGGAAAGAAAUAUCAAGGUGAUUCUUGAGCCCUCAGAUGAGGAAGAGGAAGUGUCAGGUGGUCUGGCUGAGAUGUCCUUGGAUGGAUUCCACUCUGACAAUGCCACGGGGGCAAAGGUGCACUUAGAUGCUGAUGGCAACCUAAACUGGCCUGUCCUCUUUCUGUACCCGGAGCACGAGCAAACGGACUUCAUUGCGGCUUUUCACGAGAACACGAGGUUUAUUGAUCAUUUAACGGUGAUGUUUGCCGAGUUACCCCCUUGGGAUUUAGAGAGAAAAUAUCUUCCCAAUAAUCUUGAGCUCUAUUUUGAAGAUGAAGAAAGAGCAGAAAUGUAUGAAGUGAACCCAGAACACACACUGCUGCAAGUGUUGCAGCACCAGAGGUAUUUUGUAAAGGCUGGAACGCCAACAGUUUUGGCAUUUGUAAAGCGUUCUCCUUUCUCUAAGAAGUAUUUCGCUAGCAAGAAGGUGCAUCGGCUAUAAUGAGCAUGAAUGAAACAAGGAAUCCUGUGCAAGACUGCUGUCUGCAUCCCACUUAGACUGCCACUUUCUGCUCGUACAAGAGUAAAUUGCCUAUUUCAGGGGAGGAAGAAUCACUGCACAGGGGGAAAACUUCCAGCAAAGCAGGAUGGUAGGAGGGUAGGGGACUUGCAGGAGGGGAUUGUUCACUUAAAAGAAGUCCAGCUGGCUUACAAAAGGACAUCUCUUUCAUAGACUGCAUGCAGUGUGUGAAAAUAAACCUGAAGCAGUGCCCUUGGCUGUGGCUGAAACAGCAGCAGCUGCGACUGUACUUACCUGUGAAAAAUCACCGAUUGCCUUGCAAGAGGGGGCUGCAGUUACCGGGGCUUAAGAGCAGCCUGCAGUGAGUGCUGCCUGCUGGCACAGGACGGAUACAGUAGGAUUCCUGCCUGGUCCCACUCUGGCUCUGAGGGUUAAGGAGCAGCUGUGUGUUCACCACUCAGCUCUGCUGCUGACCAGAGUGAUGCAGGGCGCUCUGUUCGGAGCAGUAUGCUUUGCUGACUUAUUGUCCUAUGUAAACUGGAAGUAAACAUGUCUAUUUUAA
Rhea pennata is the source of this 2001-nucleotide messenger RNA. RefSeq names its product tetratricopeptide repeat domain 4 (gene TTC4). The transcript is spliced from 10 exons. Lineage: Eukaryota; Metazoa; Chordata; Aves; Rheiformes; Rheidae. The coding region runs from base 390 to 1421 and encodes 343 amino acids. Gene Ontology annotation, biological process: protein folding. The record is from RefSeq and is a predicted model, not a curated record. Gene Ontology annotation, molecular function: Hsp70 protein binding; Hsp90 protein binding. Gene Ontology annotation, cellular component: nucleus; cytosol.